This is a messenger RNA of Saccharomycopsis crataegensis, 282 nucleotides long. RefSeq lists its product as uncharacterized. The transcript has a single exon. The record is from RefSeq and is a predicted model, not a curated record. Bases 1 to 282 code for a protein of 93 amino acids. NCBI's taxonomy places the organism in Eukaryota, Fungi, Ascomycota, Saccharomycetes, Ascoideales, Saccharomycopsidaceae.
AUGCAUCAAGGCGAUCCAGCUUACUAUGAGUAUCAAAUGAAAGAAAAUUAUUCGGGUAAUUUCUUGGAAGGAUCAUCAGAUUUAAAGAAAUUAAGAGCUUUUUUGGGUUUAAGAUAUCUCAUGAUGAGUGGAAGUGGUGUUUGUAAUGGUGAAGUAUUUGAUUGUAAGUCUGGUGUUGGUGCUGCUGCUAGAUUCAAUUAUUACACCAACAAAUUGACGUUCUACCGUAGUAGUGAUAACAAUUUUUCAAGAAGAAGUAAAAUCGUGACAAUUUCAUUAUGA